Pelobates fuscus (common spadefoot toad) is the source of this 1326-nucleotide messenger RNA. RefSeq names its product transmembrane protein 192 (gene TMEM192). The coding region runs from base 73 to 882 and encodes 269 amino acids. Gene Ontology annotation, cellular component: late endosome; lysosomal membrane. The transcript is spliced from 6 exons. The record is from RefSeq and is a predicted model, not a curated record. NCBI's taxonomy places the organism in Eukaryota, Metazoa, Chordata, Amphibia, Anura, Pelobatidae.
GGGAGGGCUGGCCGCUGUGGGGAGGGAUAUUAGGAGCCGCUGGCAGCCCGGGCUUUCAAUGUAAGCAGGAGGAUGGAGAGAGGUCGCAGGCUGCUGCUCGAAAGUUCUGGAGAGCUGACUCAGAGUGCAGACGAGGAAUGCUUGAUUGAUGCUACUCUUUUACCUGCAGACAAACUUCAGCCUGACAUCAGGCCCAUGUUUAACCCUAUCCCUACAGUCCCUAUUUCUAUUCUGCUAGCUGUGAUACAAUUGGUAUUAGUAACACUGACGGUGGUCUCUGCUUAUUUUUGUGUGUAUGCUGAGGCUGAGGUUAAGGAAAAAAAAUGCAAACCCUACAUUGAACCAUUUCAACUAAAUACUAUUGUGGUCAUCGCAAAAGUAUUUCUAUGGAUAAUUCAUGUUCUCAAUGAACGCUUUGUUCAGUAUCAUCACACCAAAAUUCGAAACCAUGGUUAUCUUAACCUAUAUCGAUCUACUAAACAUCUUAAACGGCUUCCGUUUAUUGUCCUUUCAACAGGAAAUACUGCCAUUCUUGUGAUCGUCUCUGUUCAGGAUUCCUUUGAAAACCGUGGUCACCUGUAUAUCAGUUUAAUUCUGAGUGUCUUGAUCCUGGAGCUGAUCUUGUCCCUGACAUACCUUCUAAUAUAUGCAGGGAAAAUAUAUAGAUUUAACAGCAGUAAGCCUAGACCAGAUAUUAUUGAAGAGGAGAAUCUUAACACAUAUCAGAGAAAUUCAAGUCCUGGAAUUGGAUUCAGGGACAGAGCAAGCUUGGAAGAAGUGAGUGAAAAACAGGCCGAUACCAUAGAAUACUUACAACGCCACAAUGCAUUCCUCAGUAAGCAAAUACUUGCUUUGACUUCACAACCAAACUAUGACAGCUAAAGCAGGACAUUUACGUGGGACUGAAGAGGAUCUGGCCAGCAGGGAUCUCCUACAAUCAGGGCCAUUUUUUGUUUUUUCGUAAAAAGUAAAACCCCUGUUAAAGGACGAUGCUUGUCUUUGAUUGCCCUGACUAUUCUUAAGGAUAUGUAUUAAACAUUUUGUAGAAUUUUGUGAAGAAUGAAAUUUAUUUAUCUGUUCUGUCUGUUUGGGGUCUUUAAAUCUGUAUUAAAACAUUUUAUAGCACAUAGAAUUGCUUCAUCCAGCAUUACUUACUGAAUAACAAGUGUUCAUUCACGUCCAAAGGCUAUGUUUUGGGGACACAAAUAGCUGGGUUGCUUUGUGGAAGUUGCAAAUUGAAAACCUUUUAUGUAACUUUAGAACAAAUUAAUUUAUUCCUCUCCAUUUCUCCUCAAAAUAAUGCAAAAGAGAACUAGUGACUUUUUA